This is a messenger RNA of Triplophysa rosa, 9434 nucleotides long. RefSeq names its product spectrin, beta, erythrocytic (gene sptb). Gene Ontology annotation, molecular function: actin filament binding; phospholipid binding; structural constituent of cytoskeleton. Gene Ontology annotation, cellular component: cell projection; cell junction; spectrin. Lineage: Eukaryota; Metazoa; Chordata; Actinopteri; Cypriniformes; Nemacheilidae. The transcript is spliced from 36 exons. The coding region runs from base 40 to 7461 and encodes 2473 amino acids. Gene Ontology annotation, biological process: actin cytoskeleton organization. The record is from RefSeq and is a predicted model, not a curated record.
AGGAGUCAUCUCGUUCUUUCCCGGCUGCGCACGUUAAGAAUGAGUAGCCCGUGUCUGUUACGUGCGAUGCCCGUGAGCCAGACCCGGCUGAGGGAGGUCAAACUCAGCCUGAAGACCAGCAGAGAGACCAUUACGGUCCGACCUACUCCAGUCAGCCGGGAGGUCAGCAGCCGACAGUACAGCACGGUGAAAGAAGCCUCCACCAGGAGCAAUGCCCCAAGCAGCCGGAGCAGAAGCACCCCUCCGGUGUACAGAGCCCAGAGCAGGAGAGGUGCGAAACCCAACGUUACCGAGCAUCCGGAAAGAAACGGCACUUUACCAGGCGUCCCAUCGAAAGUAGGGCCAAUUACUCGCACUCCAGUCUCCUCGACGUCAUCCUCCUCUUCCUCCUGCACCCCGAAGGGCCAUCGCCCCUCACCUCCACGAUCUUCACCCUCAUGCCCCCUGUCCCCAUCCCGGGGCAUGAGACGGGCACGAUGGCUGAGCUACAGCACUUCUAACAUCUGCUUCAACAAUACCAUCCUUGAUGGGCGCUUUAGACAACUACAAGAUGAACGAGAGGCUGUCCAGAAGAAGACCUUCACAAAAUGGGUGAAUUCCAUUCUAGCCCGAGUUAGCUGUCGAAUCACAGAUCUCUAUCUGGACCUGCGGGAUGGAAGAAUGCUCAUUAAACUACUGGAGGUUCUGUCAGGCGAGAGACUGCCUAGGCCAACCAAAGGGCGAAUGCGAAUCCACUGUCUGGAGAAUGUGGACAAAGCUCUGCAGUUUUUAAAGGAACAGAGGGUUCACUUAGAGAACAUGGGAUCACAUGAUAUUGUAGAUGGGAAUCACCGCCUCAUCCUGGGCCUUAUCUGGACCAUCAUCCUUCGCUUCCAGAUUCAAGAUAUCAUAGUAGAAACAGGACGAGCUGACCAGACAGGCAGACAGGAAACACGCUCAGCCAAAGAUGCUUUGCUCCUCUGGUGUCAGAUGAAGACUGCAGGGUACCCCAAUAUAAACAUCACCAACUUCACCACAAGCUGGAAGGAUGGAAUGGCUUUCAAUGCUCUCAUACACAAACACAGGCCAGAUCUGGUGGAUUAUGGCAAUCUACAGCGGUCCAACCCCACCCACAACCUUCAGAAGGCCUUUAAUGUAGCUGAGAAAAAGCUUGGGGUCACUAAGCUCCUGGAUCCAGAGGAUGUGUUUACUGAGAACCCAGAUGAGAAGUCCAUAAUCACAUAUGUUGUGGCAUUUUACCACUAUUUCUCCAAGAUGAAAGCUUUGGCAGUUGAGGGCAAGCGAGUUGGAAAGGUGCUGGAUCAGGCUAUUGAAACAGAAAAGAUGAUUGAAAAGUACGAGACACUGUCAUCAGACCUGCUAACAUGGAUUGAGCAAACCAUCACUGUCCUGAACAAUCGCAAGCUUGCUAACUCCCUUUCAGGCGUUCAACAGCAGCUGCAGGCCUUUAACUCUUACCGUACUGUGGAAAAACCACCAAAAUUCCAGGAAAAAGGCAACUUGGAAGUGCUGUUAUUUACUAUCCAGAGUAGAAUGAGGGCCAACAACCAGAAGGUCUACACACCUAAAGAGGGUGCACUGGUGGCAGAUAUCAACAGGGCAUGGGAGCGGUUGGAGAAGGCGGAGCACGACCGUGAGCGAGUCCUAAGAGAUGAACUCAUCAGGCAGGAGAAGCUGGAGCAGAUGGCUCGUCGCUUUGACAGAAAGGCCGCCAUGAGAGAGACUUGGCUGCUGGAGAAUCAGAGGCUGGUUUCACAGGACAACUUUGGCUAUGACUUAUCAGCAGUAGAGGCAGCUAAGAAGAAACAUGAGGCCAUUGAGACUGACAUUGCUGCUUAUGAAGAACGUGUCCAGGCUCUGGUGGCCCUGUCUAAAGAACUGGAAGCAGAGCGCUAUCAUGAUGCUAAACGCAUCGAUGCGAGAAAAGACAACAUACUAAGGCUGUGGGACUACCUUCAGGAGCUCCUGAAAGAUCGCAGAGGCCGUCUAGAAAAGAACCUCACCCUUCAGAGAAUCUUCCAGGAGAUGCUCUACAUCAUUAGCUGGAUGGAUGAGAUGAAGGGCCGGCUCUUGUCCCCGGACUUUGGGAAACACUUAUUGGAAGUAGAAGACUUGUUACAGAAACAUUCGUUGGUAGAGGCUGAUAUUGCAGUGCAGGCAGAAAGAGUACGAUCAGCCAAUGCAGCGGCUCUAAAAUUUGCCAAUGGUGACAGCUAUAAACCAUGUGACCCACAAGUGAUCCGUGAUCGGGUACAGCAUUUGGACCUGUGCUACCAGGAGUUGUGUGCUCUUGCCGCCCAGAGAAAAGCCCGUCUUGAGCAGUCACGACGCCUCUGGAACUUUUUGUGGGAAAUCGCAGAGCUAGAGAGCUGGAUUCGAGAAAAGGAUCAUAUUUUUUCUUCUCUUGACUAUGGAAAGGACCUGACUAGCGUGCUGGUAUUACAGAACAAACACAGCAUCUUCGAGGAUGAGCUCGGUGCCAGACGUGACAACCUAAAGCAGGUGAUGGACGAGGGUGAGAGUAUGAUCCAGGCCAAGCACUUGGGUUCCCCUAAAGUGCAACAGCGAAUGGACGAGGUGCGGAGGGAGUGGCAGGAACUUGAAGAGCUGGCCGCUUUCCGUAAACAGAAUCUGCAAGACACCCAAUGCUUCUUCCAGUUUCAGGGUGAUGCUGAUGAUCUCAAAGCCUGGCUGGUUGAUGCUAUGCGUCAGAUGAGCAGCGAUGACGUUGGGCAUGAUGAAUACACUACGCAGCGACUGCUGAAGAAACAUCGUGAUUUGAGAGAUGAGGCUGCGAAGAAUGGAGCCACCAUUGAUGCUUUGUCCAAACAAGCCAAUGCACUUCCAGAGGAACUGAAAAGCACACCAGACAUUCAGGGGCGUUUGAUGGACAUCCGAGAUAUGUAUAUUGAGCUUUUGACCCUCUCAGAUCUAAGGCAGAAGAAGCUGGAUGAGACCAUGGCACUUUACACCAUUUUUAGUGAGACAGAUGCUUGUGAGCUUUGGAUGAGCCAGAAGGAGACUUGGCUGGUUGGACUAGAGACACCAGAGAAGUUGGAAGACCUGGAAGUUGUACAGAACAGGCUAAGCAUCCUUGCUCAAGAGAUGGGUAACAUGCAGGCUCGGGUUGAUGGUGUAAAUAAAGCAGCCAAGCAACUUGAAGACAGCAGACAUCCCCAAACAAAACAAGUAAAAGACUGUCAAGUUCGUCUCAAUAAGAGGUGGGAAGCCUUUAAGGCAAUGGUGGAAGAUAAGAAGCAUAAAGUAGAUUCAGCCGUCAGUCUCCACAACUAUGACCUUGAUUGUGAUGAGACAGAGUCGUGGAUAAAAGAGAAGACACGAGUCAUUGAGUCUACGCAAGACCUUGGAAAUGACCUGGCUGCAGUAAUAACUAUCCAAAGGAAGCUCUUUGGCAUGGAGAGAGAUCUUGCUGCCAUCCAAGAUAAGUUGGAUUUUCUGCAUGGUGAGGCCGAGAAGCUUGUCAAGGACCAUCCAGACCAUGCUUCUGAUAUCCUUGCUAGGCAAGCAGAGCUAGAUGCAGCUUGGGACACCCUAAAAUGUACCCUGAAAGACCGUGAGGACUCUCUUGGGGAGGUCAGCAAGCUGCAGACCUUCCUACAGGAUAUGGAUGAUUUUCAGGCCUGGUUGUUCAAGACACAGAAGGCUAUUGCUUCUGAAGACAUGCCCGAUAGCUUACCAGAGGCUGAGCAGUUAUUAAGUCUUCACAAUGCUGUAAGGGAUGACAUGGAUGGCCAUGAGGAAGACUACCAUCGUGUUAGGGACACAGGAGCAGCUGUCAUACAGGAUCAAGAAGAUGAUCCUCAAUACCAGCAGCUGGAGCAGAGGCUGGCGGGUCUUGAUAAGGGCUGGGAUGAGCUGCACAAGAUGUGGGACAGCCGUAAGAACUUCCUAGAUCAGGGUCUUGGGUUCCAACAGUUUAUGAGAGAUGCCAAGCAGGCUGAGACCAUCUUAAAUAACCAGGAAUACACUCUGGCCCAUGUAGACAAACCUGACACUCUAGAUGGUGCAGAGAAGGCCCUGAAAAAGCAUGAGGACUUUGUCACCACCAUGAACGCAAAUGAAGAUAAAAUACAAGGCACAAUGGAGACUGGUCAGAGGCUGGUGGACUGUGGAAACCUGUAUUCAGGAAGGGUGAAAGACAAGAUAGGAUCUAUUGAAGACAGGUACAACAAAAACAGAGAGAAAGCCAAGAAAGUCUCAGAGAAACUCAAAGACAACAUGGAACUUCAGCAUUUCCUUCAGAACACCCAGGAUCUUACACUGUGGAUAAAUGAGAAGAUGCUGACUGCACAGGACACAUCAUAUGAUGAAGCUCGUAACCUUCACAGCAAAUGGCAAAAACACCAGGCCUUCAUGGCAGAGCUAGCAUCUAACAAAGAUUGGCUUCAUAACAUUGAUAAGGAGGGACAGGAAUUGAUGGUGUCCAAGCCCGAGUUUGAGCCCAUUGUUACGAAGCGUCUCGCUAAGCUUCAUGAGUUGUGGGAUAAGCUGGAGAGCACCACACAGGAGAAGGCUCGGCUGCUGUUUGACGCAAACCGCUCUGAGCUGUUUGACCAGAGCCUGACUGACAUAAAGAAGUGGUUAGCUGAACUGCAACUGCAGCUCCAGGGUGAUGUAGACGAAGAAGUGAAAGAUCUUACCAGUGCCAACAUUCAACUGAAGAAAUAUCAGAUGACAGAAAAUCAAGUUCAGGAUCGUGCACGUGAACUAGAGGAGCUUCAGGAAGCCGUACAGCAGCAUGCCUCUCUUAGAGAGGACCAGCCUGAGCUGGAAAUCGAGCAGCAAACUCUUCAGAGGGACUUCCAAAAGCUUCUCACACCUCUCGCCCAGCGCAGAAGCAAAUUGGAGGCCGCUAAGGCAGUGCACCAGUUCUUCAGAGAUCUUGCAGAUGAGACGCUCUGGGUUAACGAGAGGUUACCAAUGGCAAUGUCUGAGGAUCAUGGAAAUAAUCUCCAGACUGUUCAACUUCUUCUCAAAAAGAACCAAUCACUACAAAAAGAGAUUGAUGGCCACCAGCCACGUAUUGAUGAAGUGUUAGAGCGUGGACGGCGAAUGGUGGCAGAGGGCAGUCUAGAGGCAGAGCGCAUGUCAGAGGAGAUGAGGAAGCUUCAAGAAGACUGGGCAGAGUUGCAGGAUGAAAUGGCCAAACGGAGAGCACGGCUCUACAGCUCCAAUGAGGCCCAGCAGUACUACAAUGAUGCAGAUGAAGCUGAGGCCUGGAUCGGCGAACAAGAACUUUACAUGAUUGCUGAUGAGAAAGCCAAAGAUGAGCAGAGUGCUAUGAUCAUGCUGAAGCGACACCUGGUUCUGAAGCAGACUGUAGAUGACUAUGCACAUUCCAUCCAUCAGUUGGCAGACCGUGCACAAAAGAUGCUGGCCGAAGAGCACCCAGAUGGUGAGGCCAUCAUUCGGAGACAAGGCCAGGUUGAUAAACAGUAUGCUGGGCUGAAGGAGCUAUCAGAAGACCGCAAAAAGAAGCUGGAUCACACAUACCACCAUUUCCUGCUGAGCCGUGAAGUGGAGGAUCUUGAGCAGUGGAUUGCAGAACGUGACGUGGUGGCCUCUUCACAAGAGAUGGGUCAAGACCUUGACCAUGUGAUGAUCCUGCGAGAUAAGUUCAGGGAAUUCGCACGGGAGACCGGGACAGUGGGUCAAGAGCGUGUAGAUGCUGUGAAUCGGACCAUAGAUGUGCUGAUCGAAGCAGGCCACAGUGAAGCUGCAACCAUGGCGGAAUGGAAAGAUGGGAUUAAUGAGAGCUGGGCAGAUCUUCUGGAGCUUGUCGACACCCGCGCCCAGCUCCUCACGGCCUCCUAUGACCUGCUGAAGUACUUUUAUGAUGGAAAGGAGCUGGUUGCUCACAUCCUGGAAAAGAAGAAUGAGCUUCCUGAUGAUCUGGGUGAGGACUUCAGCAAAGCGGAGUCCUUCCAUCGCAUGCAUGCUGCAUUUGAGAGGGAUAUCAGCUCCUUGGGAAAACAGGUUAAACAGUUCCAGGCCACUGCAGCUCGGCUACAUGCCCAAUACGCAGGAGAUCAGGCCACUGCCAUUCAGGAAACUGAGAAAGAGGUUGUGGAUGCCUGGAAGGGACUUUUGGAUGCUUGUGAGGGCAGGAGAAAACGGCUGGAAGAAACAGCGAACAAGUUCCGCUUUUUCACCAUUGUGAGAGACCUGCUGGCCUGGAUGGAAAGCAUCAUUCAGCAGAUAGAGACACAAGAAAAGCCAAGAGAUGUAUCCUCAGUGGAGCUUCUGAUGAAAUAUCACCAAGGGAUCCGUGCUGAGAUAGAGACCCGUGGGCCAAAGUUUAAUCAAUGUAUCGAGCUGGGCCAGGCCCUCUUGGAACGCAAGCACAAAGACUCUGCAGAGAUCAAGGAGAAACUGAUGCAACUGAUAGAGAAGAGAAAAGAAAUGAUGCUCAAGUGGGAUGACAGACGGGAUUGGCUUAGACUUUUGUUGGAGGUAUGUCAGUUUGCUCGGGAUGCGUCUGUGGCAGAGGCCUGGCUCGUAGCCCAGGAGCCAUACGUGGCCAGUAAGGAUCUGGGCGAGACAGUGGAUGAGGUUGAAAAACUGCUCAAAAGGCAUGAGGCCUUUGAGAAAUCUACAGCUACAUGGGAGGAGCGAUUCUCAGCACUGGAACGGCUUACUACAUUGGAGCUGUUGGAAAUUCGAAAGCAACAGCAAGACAUGCAACAAUACAUACAAGAGGAGGAGAAAGACAGCAGAAAAGAAGACACAGGUUUUGCAGAGGAGUCCUCACAACUCUACACAACAGAAGAUCAGUCUAUGUCUGGAAUUCAAGUAAUAGAGCCUAGUUCCGGUGGACUUGCUGGUACAGCAGGAGAAUCUACCGUGCAACUGGUCUCAGAGAUACAAAGUGGCUCUUUAGAGCUGGACCCCUCCACAUCUAUUCAGGUCACCAAAGAAUCAGAAAAGGCUUCAACUCUUCCCACCGAAUCUUCCCAAGCUCAGCCAGUCCUGCUGGAGGGAACUCUAGCCCGCAAACAUGAGAUGGAGGGACUUAAUAAAAAAGCAUCCAACAGGUCUUGGAACAACCUUUACUGUGUGCUCAGACAUGGACAUAUCUUUGCCUACAAGGAUGCCAAAAGCUUUAGCCAUAGUGUCACCUUCCAUGGAGAGGAACCCUUGAGCCUUACCCAUGCUUCAUGUGAGGUGUUGACCAACUAUAAGAAAAAGAAGCAGGUUUUCAAACUGCGACUUGGAGAUGGAAGUGAAUAUUUGUUCCAGUGUAAAGAUGAGGAGGAGCUUCAGAAUUGGACUAAAGCUAUAGAGCAGGCAGCACAACCCAUGACAGAGGAACCAGUCGCAGGGCCAUCGGGAGUGAAGACACAAAGCCUACCCCCACCUUCCUCUGCCACUACUCUUGAAGUCCCAUCCACCAAGAAAGACAAGGAGAAGAGGUUUAGUCUAUUCACUAAGAAGAAAUAAAAAGGGCCCAAACAAUCCACGGAAACAAAACAGGGCGAAACCCUAGACAGAAUGUGACACAGGUGACACUGUCGCAAAUGGAACAGAUUUAUAACACCAUUGUUUUUACAUUAUAUUACUUCGUAAGGUUUUAGCUUGAAAUGUAGAUUACACUGCUGCCUGUAUCUAAGCUAAUGAAGUGUUGCUAAACACAUGUAUUGCUUUUUAUAUUUUGUUGUAUUUUCCUAAACUAUAGCCACCGAAAUUACUCAAUAUACAAAUAAAAGCACAGGAACUUGUUCCAAUUCAACCAAAAAGUAUUUGUAAGAAAAAAGGAUUUCUUUUUGCCUUGAUUUUUUAUGUGCUGAGCUUGUUCUAGGCAUGCUUUAAUGUGUAUUAUAACUCAAGUAUACCUACUUUUGUUAAUAUGCUUUGUUCUUUUAAAAAAUGGUUGCAAAUGUAAUACUGUGCUCUUUGCAUUGGAACUUCCAUAGAGUUUGAUAACUGGAGGUGUUGUGAUGAGAGAGUUUGACACUGUACACUAUGGCUUUAACAUACAAUAUAUGCAGAAUGCACAGUGUUGAGUGGUUUUAGAUUGUUUAAUGUGUUGCAAAAGCUAUUUUCCAUUAUGGUACUGAAAUAGGAAUACUAAUAUUAUAAUGACAAUAUAUUAUAAAUAUUAAUCAUAAUAUUAUAGUAAUAUAUUAAUGUUAGAAUUAUGAAGUACUGUGAUGGUAGUCAAAGAUGAGAUACAGAGACAUUUUUAAACCUCAUCUAAGUUGAAUAUGAUUUUUUUUCAAUGCAUGAGGUAUGGUGCUAUAUGAUUACAGUACUUAAGAGUUUUACCCUCUCAGAACUCAGGUUUCCCAGUAUACAGUAGGUAUUUUAAUAUUUUAUAUAUAUAAUCAUAUCAUGUAUGCAAUUAGAACAUUACAAUGCAUUAGAACAACUACAAUAACUUAACCUAAUGUGCGCUAAAUCGUACUUCUCACAAUUGUCAUAAAAAUAUUUAUUCCUUACCAUGUACAAUUUUGAAAUAGAUAUGGUUAAAGAGUAUAGGAGCAGUAUAGGUUGGUCAGUUCUGUCUAAAUCAAAUCCUAUGGCCAACAAAACUUUCAGGUAACAGAAAUGGCAUGAUAUGCAAGUGAUGACAGAAAGUAAUGGCAGAGGGAUGGCAAUUUUUAUUAACAAAAAUAGUUCACCCAAAAAUAAUUGUUUACAUCAUUUAUUCACCCUUAUGAUAUUUCACACUUGCAUGACUUUCUUCUUAAGAACACAAAAGUAAAACCAAAAUAGCAUUAAAAAAAUACUCUAUUGACUUCCAUUGUAUGGACACAGAACAAAUAAUACAUAUUCCAAAAUAUCUUUAUUUGUGUUCCCCAGAACAAAGUCACAGGUUUGAAAUGACAUAAAGAUAAGUAAAUGAUGCAUUCAUUCUUAUUUCUGUGUGAACAAUACCUUUAAUUCACGUACCAGAAGAAACUAGGUGGUAUAAUAAGCAGACCACAUAAACAUUCAGACUUCUGUUUUAUUUAUAAACACGUGAAGUGCCCUGUUUCUCCUCAAUAAUAGCCAAUAUUGAAGUACAUAUCUGUAAUCAGUUUUUAUCAGAUUUUUUUGCUACAAGUACUAAAACUAAAGUAAAUGUAGUAGGUACGCUUCAUCUCUUUGUUGGGUGUUUGUGUAGGACUAGGAAAAAGGAACAUCAUUGUGUUAUAAAGGUCAACACGGUGCUUUAUGUUCAUUUUGGCUUUUUGCCCACUGCACGGAAAACUUGGACCUCCAGAUCUUUGUUUUAAACACACUGCAGUCUAAGUUACAGUGAACUCCCUUUUAACUUUUGUUCCUCCGUUCUUUUCAUUUUUGUUUUUUAUCUCUAUGUUCAAUGCAAAAUCACAAAUAAUAAGCUGAAGUAUGAAUCAUUUUAAGAAUAUAUAAAUAAUACAUCAUAGCAUAUCAUAUCAUGAUAUAUCACAUUGAGAAGAUUAAUAAAC